AUUAUUUAUUUCUCAUACGCCUGGACACUAAUUUCCUUUGUUGUUUACAAGACGAAAUCGUUUUUCAGCCUAAGGGCGUGGGUUGAAGGAAGAAAAAGGACAGUUUGCUGGAUUUAGGGGUUUUGAUCUGGUAGUGGUUGAAGAAUUUGAGGUUGGGCUUGUCUCGGAAUCCCAUGGCGACCAUCAGUCUGAGAAAGGCCAACACAAGGCUACCGCCAGAAGUGAACAGGGUACUGUACGUGAGGAAUCUGCCCUUCAACAUAUCCUCCGAGGAGAUGUAUGACAUUUUCGGUAAAUACGGGGCGAUUCGUCAAAUACGCAUAGGCACGAACAAGGACACCAGGGGCACUGCCUUUGUUGUUUACGAAGAUAUCUACGAUGCCAAGAAUGCUGUCGAUCAUCUCUCUGGUUUUAAUGUGGCCAACAGGUAUCUCAUCGUUUUGUAUUACCAGCAAGCCAAGAUGAGCAAGAAGGUCGAUCACAAGAAAAAAGAAGACGAGCUUGUCAAGAUGCAGGAAAAAUAUGGGGUUUCAACCAAAGACAAAUAGCCAGACUUUUUGUUCCUAUAUGACUACUAUUUGUUUUAUUUGCGGGAGGGAUAGCUUUGUUACCCAACAUCAUGUUGGAAGGAUUGUGGUAAAUCUUGGUCAUCUUUAGAAGUUCUACAGAAAGUGGUUGGCUGAUCAAUAGUCCAACCAAGGAGGGUCUUAGCAGGCUCAUGUCGCAGAGCAUUUUGAGGAGAAGGGGGCAGCCUUCUUUGCAUUCAUGGCCAAAUGACCUGCAGAUUAUGUCGAGUCUUUUGUAGGGUAGUUAGAAGGAUAUUAAGGGAGAGUAUUAAAGUAAUAUUGUAAUAUUGAUAUAAUGGUCAUCUUAGUCAUUUAGUUAGCAUUUAGAAACUUCUUUUUAUGUCUUUCUCCUCUAGUUAGUUUUAGGAAGUUCCUUCUAUCUUUCGUGUUUCUAUUCUUGAUUGUUUCCAUUAUGGAAAGAUCUUCUUUGUAAUCUCUUUAUAAGGAGCCUUCAUCUCCUUUGUAAUUAAUAUAUAACGAAUUAUCAUA
This is a messenger RNA of Cryptomeria japonica (Japanese cedar), 1055 nucleotides long. Its product is annotated as splicing factor 3B subunit 6-like protein. Gene Ontology annotation, cellular component: U2 snRNP; catalytic step 2 spliceosome; precatalytic spliceosome. NCBI's taxonomy places the organism in Eukaryota, Viridiplantae, Streptophyta, Pinopsida, Cupressales, Cupressaceae. The transcript has 2 exons. Bases 174 to 548 code for a protein of 124 amino acids. The record is from RefSeq and is a predicted model, not a curated record. Gene Ontology annotation, molecular function: RNA binding. Gene Ontology annotation, biological process: mRNA splicing, via spliceosome.